Molecule: messenger RNA, 1292 nt
Organism: Neomonachus schauinslandi (Hawaiian monk seal)
Lineage: Eukaryota; Metazoa; Chordata; Mammalia; Carnivora; Phocidae
Gene: SHFL
Product: shiftless antiviral inhibitor of ribosomal frameshifting
Exons: 8
Coding region: 152-1021 (289 amino acids)
Biological process (GO): viral translational frameshifting; innate immune response
Molecular function (GO): sequence-specific mRNA binding; ribosome binding
Source: RefSeq, a predicted model, not a curated record
AAAGCGAAAGAGGGGGCCGGGAAGGAAGGGCGGGGCCGCCCGGAGGCCCCGCCCCCUGCCCUGCGCGGCUGCUGGACCCGCGGGCGCGCCCAGGUAAGGCGGCUCCGAGCGCGCAGUGCGGACCCUCGCGGGAACCUGCGCCGCCGCCACCAUGUCUCAAGAAGGUGUGGAGCUGGAGAAAAGCGUCCGGCGCCUCCGGGAGAAGUUUCAUGGGAAGGUAUCCUCCAAGAAGGCGGGGACUCUGAUGAGGAAAUUUGGCAGCGACCACACGGGAGUGGGGCGCUCCAUCGUGUACGGGGUAAAGCAGCAAGAUGGACAGGAACUGAGUAAUGACCUGGAUGCCCAGGACCCACCAGAGGAUAUGAAGCAGGACCAGGACAUCCAGGAUGUGGCGACCUCCCUCCUGCCACUGACAGAAGCCAACCUCCGCAUGUUCCAACGCGCCCAGGAAGACCUCAUUCCCGCCGUGGAUCGGCAGUUUGCCUGUUCCUCCUGUGACCAUGUCUGGUGGCGGCGCGUACCCCAGAGGAAGGAGGUGUCCCGGUGCAGGAGAUGCCGAAAGCGCUAUGAGCCAGUGCCAUGUGACAAGAUGUGGGGUGUGGCUGAGUUCCACUGCCCGAGGUGUCGGCACAACUUCCGGGGCUGGGCACAGAUGGGGUCCUCAUCCCCCUGCUACGGGUGCGGCUUCCCUGUGUAUCCAACACGGAUCCUCCCUCCACGCUGGGACCGGGACACCGACCGCCGCAGCACCCACACCCACUCCUGCUCGGCUGCCGAUUGCUACAACCGGCGAGAGCCCCACAUGCCUGGGACGUCCUGCGCACACCCCAAGAGCCGAAAGCAGAACCACCUGCCCAAAGUCCUGCACCCCAGCAACCCCCACAUCAGCAGUGGCUCCACUGUGGCCACCUGCCUGAGCCAGGGGGGCCUCCUGGAAGACCUGGACAACCUCAUCCUGGAGGACCUAAAGGAGGAACUGGAGGAAGAGGAAGAGGAGGAGGAGGGUGGGCACAGGGAGUGACCCCUGACAGGGGCAGAUGCAAGCCAGACACACUCUGUGGAGAUUUUGUGUUGUUAUAAAAUAUGAGCUCAAACUGCGAUCUAAACACCCUUCUGGAGCCAUUUGGGUCUGAGAUGCCAGCAGGGGGACUCCUGGGUCCCGUUUUCAGGGGGACAACAGGACAGACUGUGGGAUGUGGCCCCCGCUAAGUCACAAAGCAAGUGUGGCCAGGACAACUUGGGCUCCUGCUGACAAAUGUCCCCUGGGACCUGGGGGACAGACAGACGGAUGG